AUGGAACCUAUCUUUGCUAACCCCUUCAUGAGGAACCAGAUACUGUCAACAGUUCCCGAUUUCUCUAAGAUUGAACCAUUCAAUGGAACCAAUUACAAGUGUUGGAGACAAUACCUAUUGUUUGCUUUAGAGCAAUUAGGGGUAGCUUUUGCAUUGACCGAACCAAACCCACUAAACAUGGAGGAACCAACCCGUUCUAUUGUUGUAGAACACUGGACUACAGCCGAUCACCUCUGCACCAACCAUAACCUAAACUGCUUGUCUGAUGAACUGUACAAUGUUUAUUCUUCCUAUAAUUAUGCCUAUGAAAUCUAUAAUGCAUUGGACACUAAGUAUGCUCUAGAAAAUGCCGAAAAUAAGAAAUAUGCCAUUGCCAACUUCCUGCACUUCACCAUAAAAGAAGACAUGGACGUGUCUGCCCAAAUAGAUGAGUUCCGGGUUCUUGUGGGGGAACUAGCAAAGGAAGACAUGGUACUGCCAGAUGAAUUCAUUGCCAGUUCUCUCAUAGAAAAGCUGCUACAUGCAUGGAAUGAUUUCAAGACCAGUAUGAAGCAUAAGAGAAAUGACACUACUUUGGACCAAGACUGGUACCGAAAUAAGGACUCUGGGAAACCGAAGGUCAAUUUGACUGGGGAUGUUAUCGCGACAGUGGUGACUGAAGUAAACUUAGUUGAUAAGCCGAAGGAAUGGGUACUAGACAUUGGUGCUACCAAGCACAUCUGUGGAGUCUGCAAUUCCUUCUAUGAAUAUACAACUCUAUCUGAAGGAGAUCAAGUCUUCAUGGGAAACUCACAAACUUCGAAGGUCAUCGGAAAAGGAAAAAUACUCCCAAAACUGACUUCAGGAAAAAUCCUAAUGCUGAAUGAUGUGCUACAUGUGCUGGAGAUCCGGCGGAACUUGGUAUUGGGAGCACUCCUCAAUAAAGUGGGACUAAAGCUCAAAUUUGAAGCAGACAAGGCAGUGUUAACUAAGAAUAAUGUAUUUAUUGGAAAAUGA
Molecule: messenger RNA, 996 nt
Organism: Nelumbo nucifera (sacred lotus)
Lineage: Eukaryota; Viridiplantae; Streptophyta; Magnoliopsida; Proteales; Nelumbonaceae
Source: RefSeq, a predicted model, not a curated record